This is a messenger RNA of Dentiscutata erythropus, 4023 nucleotides long. Lineage: Eukaryota; Fungi; Glomeromycota; Glomeromycetes; Diversisporales; Gigasporaceae. The record is from the annotation of a GenBank genome assembly.
AUGUCUAUAUAUCCUUUAUACAAGGAGAUUUUUCCGUCAACAAGCGUUGAAGAAGUUGUUUGUGCCAAUUUUACUUCGUCUAAGGAUAUUAAUAUUAUAGUUGCACGUUCAUCUAUAUUACAAAUUUACAAAUUUGUUGAGAGAAUUGAGAUUUCAUUAGAAGACGAAGAUAAUGAUUUGGGUCAAGAAAUAGAAAAGGAGAAGGAUGAGUUGUGCGAACGAUUUCUUCGGGGGGCAAACGGUAUGGAUAGUCUGUUAUUAAGCUUUAAGGACGCAAAGUUGUCGCUUUUGGAGUUUUCGCUGGCAACUAACAACAUCGUCACGGUAUCUAUCCACUAUUACGAACGAGAGGAAUAUAAGCUAGAAUUUCUAGCAAAUACGCGUCCGACCGAAUUGAGGGUGGAUCCAUCCAAUAGAUGUGCUGUAUUGAAUUUUUUUGGUGAUAAACUGGCGAUUCUUCCUUUUCGUCAAGAAGAAGCCUUAAAUUUAGAUGAAGAAGAGGUUGCAAGCAAGUGGCCUUAUUUACCAAGCUUUGUCGUCGAGCUGCCUUCCAUUCAAUCACGAAUUAAAAAUGUCAUAGAUAUGAAAUUCUUGUAUGAUUAUUACGAGCCGACUUUAGCCAUACUUUUUGAAUCAUGUCAAACCUGGCCAGGUAAAAUGAACACAAAUAAGGACACUUGUUCUCUCGUCGUUGUGUCACUAGAUAUUUCACAAAAAGUAUAUCCAGUCAUAUAUUCUAUGGAUAAGUUACCACAUUCCAGUGUGAAAUUAAUUCCAAUUCAAAAACCCGUUGGUGGUAUCCUCGUUAUAACAGCAAACGCGAUAAUUCAUGUGGAUCAAAGCUCUCCAGGAAUUGGUAUUGCGGUUAACGGAUAUGCAACGUCCACAACAGAUUUUCCACUUGACCAUUCAUUCGAGCAUUUAGGUCUUGCUCUAGAAGGAAGUCAUUAUGUUUUCUUAGAUAAAGAUGAGAUUUUACUUUUUUUGCGUAAUGGCGACAUGUACUUAGUAAAACUGAUAAAGGAUGGACGAUCAAUAUCUAGGAUUACAAUAGAGAAAGUUGGUACUAAUACGUUGCCAUCAUGUGCUUGCGACGUAGCUCCGGGAUAUUUCUUUUUAGGAUCACGACUGGGCGAUUCACAUUUGGUUCAAUAUAAAGCUGCUAGGUCCAAUUAUAAGACGGAUGGUGCGGUGAAUGGUUUUAGUAAUAUGUCGCGAAGAAAUACCUUCGAUUUUGAUGCAGAACUAUAUGAAACUGAUACAACCAGUAGUAUAAAUCUUGCAAGCAUAAGCAGCAAAACAAAUACUAAAUUUCCAACAACCUCCGAAUACAACUUCACUAUAUGCGACACGCUUAUUAACGUUGGACCAAUAGUGGAUUUGGCUUAUGGCGAAUUAGCAUUCACCGAGGAAGAGUCUCAUUUACAUACUGUGCAUAAAGAAUUAGAGUUGGUCUCUUGCUCUGGUUCUGGCACGGCUUCCUCGCUUUGUAUAUUUCACGUUCUUGCUUGUGGCGAAGAAUUACAGGAACUUGAGCAUUCUGACUUUUAUACGGAAGGUCCGACAGUGGCCGUUGGAUCAGUGUUGAAUGGAUCACGUAUAUUACAAAUUUGUGGUCAUGGACUCCGGCUUCUUGAUCAAGAUGGAAAGCUUGUGCAUAUAAUACCGACUCAGGAUGAUCCUGAAAAGAGCUUAAUUGUAUUUGCGAGCAUUGUUGACCCAUAUGUGUUGCUAUUAUUUGACACUGGUGACAUUAAGUUACUAAAGGCUGAUGAUAAGUUAAAGAGCAUUGAGCUUUAUUCACAGUCUCCGAGUAUUAACGAUAUUCCUACUGCGUCGUGUUAUAUAUAUCGAGAUGAUACCGGUCUUUUUACUCUUGUCAAAGAUGAUGUCGUGGGUGCAAUAAACGAAACAAAUAUAAGCGGUUUUGGUGAGAACGUCAAAUCCGAAAGCUUUUGGUGCGUACUGUAUCAGCAAGAUGGCACCUUGGAGGAAGUGUUCCAUUUUCCACAUUUUGAUUUAUCACCAGCUGUUCUCACCGAUGUUAUAACGCGACAAAAUGUAAAAGCUUCUGGACAGACUGUGGAAAUUCAGGAGAUUUUAUUAAUAAACAUUGGUCGACAAGCAAAGGAUCCAUAUCUAAUUGCACGUUCUAGUGUUGGUGACAUUAUGAUUUAUAAGGCCUUCCGAUAUAUGCCUGGCACCGACAUAUCAGAUCCUUUCUUAAAGUCACAAUCUCAAAGCGAGUUGACCGAUCGCCUAGCUAUACGAUUUUCGCGUAUCCCCCAGGAAUAUAUAUCACGCGAAACGAUGUAUAGUGAUAUCCAUGAUAAACCUGUAACUAGAAGGUCAACUCUUCAAGAAUUGAAUAUUGACGAAAUUGAUCAAACGAACCAUGAUGUAGAAAAGCGAAGAACUAUUCUUAGACAGAUAAAUCGACAACUGAUACCCUUCACUAAUAUAGCGGGUUACUCCGGUGUUUUUGUAACAGGUGCGAAGCCUCUUUGGUUGAUUUGUGCGCGCAAUAAUUAUCUGAGGGUCCAUCCGAUGAAUGCGGACGGUGAAAUACGAAGUUUUACACCAUUUCAUAAUGUACAUUGUAAACAUGGCUUUUUGUACACUAAUACUCAGGACGUUUGUCGAUUGUCAGAGUUACCGACUGAUUUUCAAUAUGAUAUGGAAUGGACUGUGAAAAAAGUUCAAUUAAAUCGUUCUGUUUACGGAAUCGAAUAUCAUCCAGAAAUGCAGGUCUAUGCAUUGUUAACAUCAUUACCCGUUGAAUUUCUAUUGAGGGAUGAAAAUGGUGAACCUAUAGAAUUUGAACGAGAUAGUUCACAAUUUUUACCUGAAACCCAAAAAUUUACUCUUGAGUUGAUAUCUCCGGUCACUUGGGAAACUGUAGACAGGCACGAUUUCCAUGAUGAUGAACAAGGUUUAUGUAUAAAAUGUGUAAGUCUCCAAACAAAAUCCACUACUAGUGGUCGAAAAUCAUUUAUUGCCAUUGGUACUGGAAUCUUCCGUGGCGAAGAUGUUGGUAUGCGAGGAAAUGUUUAUGUAUUUGAAAUAAUUGAAGUCGUGCCGGAGCCUGAUAAUCCGCAAACAAAUCACAAAUUUAAAUUGCUAUGCCAUGAAGAAGUAAAAGGUUCAGUAACUGCAAUUUGUGAUGUCAACGGAUACUUAUUAACGUGUGUCGGACCAAAGAUUUUUAUUCGUGCGUUUGAAGACAAUGAUCGUCUCAUUAGCGUUGCGUUCAUUGACAUCCAAAUUUAUGCUAGUAGUGUAGUGUCGAUUAAAGAUUAUAUACUCUUGGGAGAUGUCUACAAAGGUGUCUGGUUCCUUGGAUUUCAGGCAAGGCUUUACUGGACUAUAACUCUUGGAGAGGAACCAGCGAAACUAGUGUUAGUUGGUAAAGAUUAUCAUUCUAUGGAAGUCGGGUGCACUAAUUUUAUAAUCGAUGAGCCUGUAUUAUAUUUUGCAGUGGCAGAUAUGGAUAAAAAUAUACAUUUAUUUCAAUAUGCACCUUAUAAUGUACAAUCAUUUGCUGGUCAGAAACUUAUUCGCAGAGGCGAUUUUCAUGUUGGUGCGCAAGUAAAAACAAUGUUAUCAUUGCCAAAAAAAGAGUUAGUAAGAAGAGAACAUUCUAUUGACCAGGGUAUACCUGUGAUGGAAGAAGAAACCAGUGGGCAUAAACAGCUUUGCUUAUGCGGAACUCUUGACGGAAGUAUUGGUAUGAUAACCCCAAUACCCGAAAAGAUGUAUAAACGAAUGCAAUUGUUGCACUCGCAAAUGGUGAAUGGAAUACAACAUCCAGCGGGUCUCAAUCCUAAAUCAUUUAGGCUUAUGCAAUCAAAGCAACGACUAGCCAUUAAUCCAGCUAAAGGGAUUUUAGAUGGUGAUCUUUUAAUCCAAUUUCCAAAUUUAGCAUUACAUCGACAACGAGAAAUGACUAAGCAAAUUGGAACUACAGUAGAAAGGAUUUUAGACGACUUGUUGGUGUUGCAAGAAUCAUGUGACUAUUUCUAA